AUGGCGACGGCGAAAACUGCGCGCACGUCUGCGCCCGAGCAAAGAUUGAAAAAACCACCGGGGUGGCUGCAUUUUGCAGCGGGAGGUAUUGGCGGCAUGUGUGGUGCAAUUAUUACGUCACCAUUGGAUGUCGUCAAGACGCGCCUGCAAUCGGACCUGUACCGCAGCCGUCCGGGCGUAAAUGUGACGCAGCAAGGUGUAUCUGGUGUGAUGCUGCGCGGAGCUAUGCAUUUUGUCGAUACGGGAAAACUUGUGGUGUACGUGUGCAGCGCAACCGCUUACAGCAGUGAAAUCAAAAAACGCGAAGGGCUGCGCGCGUUGUUUAAGGGUCUUGGACCGACAUUGGUCGGCGUCACACCUGCGCGUGCCAUUAAUUUUUACACGUAUGGGAACGGCAAGCGGAUGAUUGCGGACUUUUUUUAUGGCGGCCAGGAAACGCCGUUUGUGCACCUAAGUGCAGCAGCGCUCGCUGGCGUUAUUACGGCCACAGCCACGAACCCGAUCUGGGUUGUAAAGACACGAUUGCAAUUGGAGUCGCAAGCAUUGGAGGCGAAGUCGCGCAUGGCGCGCACACAAGCGAUUGGAAGUGCAAGCUCGGGGAUGCGUGGAAGCGGCAGCGCAAAUGCAAACAAGCCUCUGUCUAUGGCAUCAAAACGGACUAUGGGCACGUCUACAAUGCUUCGCUCGCGGUUUUUCCUGUCGCUGCCCCCGCCGCAGUACCCAGGCAAGAGUGCAAUGGGUAUGACGGUCAGCAUUUUGCGCGCCGAAGGCAUCCCCGGCUUGUACAAGGGGUUGAGUGCGAGCUACUUGGGCGUCUCGGAAAGCACGAUUCAGUGGGUUCUGUACGAACGAUUCAAAACAUGGGCGAUCAUGGCCGACGGUAAAGGUCAGGGCGCCUGGCACCAUACCAUUUCUGCCGCGGGCAGUGCAAAACUGAUUGCCACGCUUAUUACAUACCCCCACGAAGUGAUCCGCACACGACUGCGACAGCAGCCAGAGCGUGGUGUGCGAAGGUAUACUGGGCUCCUGCAAACGUUCCGCCUUGUCCUGCUUGAAGAAGGUAUUGCAGGACUUUACGGGGGGCUCAGCGCGCAUCUUUUGCGCGUCAUUCCCAACGCGAUCGUCAUAUUUUCCGUGUACGAACUAUGCCUUAAACUCGGCACAGAUUGGUAG
Messenger RNA from Malassezia vespertilionis, 1173 nucleotides. RefSeq names its product Pyrimidine nucleotide transporter, mitochondrial (gene RIM2). The transcript has 2 exons. The coding region runs from base 1 to 1173 and encodes 390 amino acids. Gene Ontology annotation, biological process: pyrimidine nucleotide import into mitochondrion. The record is from RefSeq and is a predicted model, not a curated record. Lineage: Eukaryota; Fungi; Basidiomycota; Malasseziomycetes; Malasseziales; Malasseziaceae. Gene Ontology annotation, cellular component: mitochondrion. Gene Ontology annotation, molecular function: pyrimidine nucleotide transmembrane transporter activity.